UUGGCAUUUUGACUUGUAGAGUAUCAGAGCACAUCUUCAAUUCCUUGUACCAAAUUGACUUUGAUCAUGUCUUGAAUAUGGAAAAAAGUGUCUAGCUAAAGUUUGUGAUCUUAAGUUUCUCUUUGCAGGUUCUAUGAGGGUGCAAUUACUGAGUUUGAUCCUGUGAAAAAGAGACACAAGGUCUUAUAUUAUGACGAACAAGUGGAAACCUUGAAUCUGACUAAGGAACGGUGGGAGAUGGUUGGAGACAAUCCAUCUGACGAGUAUUUACGGAAGCAUGAGACAGAUCUUCAAUGCAAUGCUGUUUCAUCUGUUCCAUCCAUGAAGAAGAAAGCAAAAAGAACCUCCUCAACAAAAAGGGAACCUGGAGUCUCUUCAUCCAAAAGGUCUAAAAGAAAUGCCCAAAAGGGUGAAACUGAACCCAUGGAUAUUCCAGUUCCAGAUAAGAUGAAUGAUGCUACUGAUGUUGGUUGCGCAACGAGCAGCAGAAAAAAAGAUCCUGUGGACAAGGAAGAUAACAUGAUCAAUGAGAAUCAGAUAUCCAAGAAUUCGAAAGUUGAUUUAGAGAGCUCAUUGAUGCUUGAAGACCAUCCAUCUGACAAGAAGCAUGAAACAGAUCUUCAAAGCAGUGAUGUUUCAUCUAUACCCAGCUCAAAGAAAGCAAAAAGAACCUCCUCAAAGAAAAGGGAACCUGGAAUCUCUUCAUCCAAAAGGUCAAAAAGAAAGGCCCAAAAGAGUGACAUUGAAUCCCCGGUUAUUCCAAUUCCAGAUAAGAUGAAUGAUGCUACUGAUGUUGAUUGUGAAACGAGCACUGGGCAAAAAGAUCUUGUGGAUAAGGAAGAUAACAUGAUCACACAGAAACAGAGAUCUGAGACUUUCAUACUUUCCUUAGAUAGCUCAUUGACUCUUGAAGACCGUCCAUCUGACAAGAAGCAUGAAACAGAUCUUCAAAGCAAUGAUGUUUCAUCUGUUCUAUUGAUGAAUAAGAAAGCGAAAAGAACCUCCUCAACAAAAAAGGAACCCAGAGUCUCUUCAUCCAGAAGGUCUGGAAUGAAUGCCCAAAAGAGUGACAUUGAAUCCCUGGAUAUUCCAAAUCCAGAUAAGAUGAAUGAUGCUACUGAUGUUAUUUGCGAAACAAGCAGUGGGCAAAAAGAUCUUGUGCACAAGGAAGGUAACAUCAUUACAGAAGCAGAGAUCCAAGACUUCCAAAGUGGAAACCGAGAGCUCAUUAACGGAAGUGCACUCACAACGUCGUCAAAACUUUCCAAUGGUGCCUUAGAGGGCUGAUUGACGAAGGAAGCUAAUUAAAGUGUAAAGAUGCUGAAGUUGAGUUUGGGAAAAAGGUAGUAGUCGUUACUCGUUAUUCAUUCAAAUUUGGAAGUUUUACAUCAUAGUUGAACCCGAUAGUUCCUUUAACAUUUAAAGCUAUGAGACCUUGAGUUUGUUACCAUAGUUUGCCGGAAUGGACAGCUGGAGGAUUCCAUGCUCGACCAUAUUCAUGCAGAUUUUUUUUAAAAUUUUUAUUUUUCUUUUGGUUGCGGUAUGAAAUCCGAGUUAACAAAGCAACUGCAUUCGUGGUAGUCCUGUUGAUAUGUCAGCAAGGAUUCACGUCCUUUGCUUGAUCAUAGAUCUCAUAAAGCAAGGGAAUGUGAAUUCUAUAUCGGGUUGAUUCUUCCAUAUAAUAGGUGAGAGGAGCUGUGGGAUUCUGUUUCUCAAUGUAUCAAUGAAAUUUUUGAAGCACUAUCAGAAGUUACUUAGGAUUAGUUACACAUCUGUAGAUUUGUUUCUCUAUGGCUAAAGAUCAUGCUCACAGAAUCUAUUAUGGGAAAUUUUCAUAAAGCACUAUCUUUUAGUAGCAAUUAGCCAUC
This is a messenger RNA of Nicotiana tabacum (common tobacco), 1868 nucleotides long. The record is from RefSeq and is a predicted model, not a curated record. NCBI's taxonomy places the organism in Eukaryota, Viridiplantae, Streptophyta, Magnoliopsida, Solanales, Solanaceae.